AUGAAAAGAACACUCCCCGAAGAGCUGAAACCGGAGUUUAUCGGUCCGCGCCUACGUCCCGUCAUGCCAAACCGGCGCCAUUCGAUAGGGGAGCAAGUGGACGAUUGCACAUUCGGGUCUUUGAACGCCAGGAUGCAUGAAUUCAAAGAGCCCGCUCAGAACGGCCACGUCGACAAACACCGCAACGAUUUCUUGCGCAACCCCCCGGUGCUGUAUUGGUCGCCAGCCGCUUGUCAUGUGAGAGCCACUGUGUCCCGUUCUAUCCCAGAGUGUACCGCAGAAGUCAGGGGACCACAUGACAGUAAACAAAACGAAGACGCAGGGGAUAUCACGACGCGUCCAGGCUUCGAAACAUCGAUUCCGGGCCCUGUUGCGGGGCCCGGAAGUGCAGUUGCCAAGGUUCCAAGGGCUGCACUAAGCUUUGGAAUUCAAAGCAAGUUUACUGACAUUUCUUCACGAGGCCUCUCCCCAAAAUUUGAAUAUGAGGUAUCAGACAGUCGGGAACUGGCUAUUGCAGAGACAGAGGUAGAUUGGACACAAAAGGAAAGUCGUUGUGACCACACUAUUGAAAUGUUUAGGCAGCCGAAAACGGAUCCAAUCACCGUGAAUAUAUUGAUUGAACAAGUACGAGAAAUAUACAGGGAUCUGGUGAUAGCGGAGAAAGCGUGCAUUGUACUUGAUGGGCGACACAGGAUGUCGAGAGGAGAACUGUCAAACGGGCAAUGGCAGGCUCUUCUGUCGGCACACAGCUCACUUCUCUACCAUCAUCACGAUUUUCUCUGUGCAUCUCAACACCCGGUAGCGGAUCCGAUUACAAAGCGCUUACCUGGAAAAUAUGCCAUACCAGCGCGUAUGUGGAAAUAUGCAAUCCACUCAUUCUUAGAGUUGAUGGGCCUGAGGCUCCGCGGCUCGCUGGGAUAUAUGACUGGUUUCAUCCAUCUCGCAUACUCGACUGUGACACUGCUGCUGGAACAUGUGGCUGAAUUCAAAGACAUAUGGAUCGAAUGCCUGGGGGACUUGGCGCGCUAUCGAAUGGCCAUAGAAGGAUUUCAUGGUGCAGACCACAGGCUCUGGGCUGAUAUUUCUAGGUACUGGUAUCACCACCAUGCAGCCGCAAUUGGGAGAACGGACAGUGCCGCUCAAGUUACAUCCUGCAAUUUCGCCGCGAUGUUCCAUUAUGGGAGCACAGACGGGCUGAUAGAUUGUGAUUUCAGCCCUCGGGAUCGCCCUGCUACCGAGGAAAGGCGAAAGUUGGUAGCGCAGUGGACAUCCAGUGCUGGCCCAUUCGAUUCUACGGAUGGUGGCAUAUCAUCCCAGCUCAUGCUCCGGGCAAGUUCGCUCGCAUCUCACAUCUUGAUAGCCAUGCUCGAUCAAGGGGUUGACGAGAUCACAGAUCCGAGCGUGCAUAUCUCAAUGGCGUUCAUCUGGUGUUUGACCUUUCACCCGGCCGCCAUGCACCGAGUGGAACCACUAGUUCCAUGGACGAGGCUGGUGACGUAUCUGAACGGUUUGUUCCAGCCAGACCACUUCAGCAAUAGGACUGAGAGUGAGCGAAUCUCAAAAUUGGACGAUGAACCUGUCGAACAGUUACCAGAAGAUUCUUUGAUUCGAGGACAGGUCUGGAGCCGGCUUUAUUAUCCAGAGGUAUUUUUCGAGGAAGCAGCCUCAGAGGAGGACCGAUCAACCGAGGAAGGGCCCUCUACUGCUAUUUCUAGAAGGCAUCGAUGUCUUUGGCUUGGAAUGAGGAUGGCAGCCAUUUGUCACCCUUUUUUACUCUCUUUGAAAAAGAUGAGAAAUAGAAGACUGAUCAUUGAAGACAGGUGGGCCGUUGGUUGCAGUUUGACCGGACACACAGAUUCAGCGUUACCGAGCUAG
Molecule: messenger RNA, 1875 nt
Organism: Penicillium olsonii
Lineage: Eukaryota; Fungi; Ascomycota; Eurotiomycetes; Eurotiales; Aspergillaceae
Source: the annotation of a GenBank genome assembly